AUGUCAGGAUUAACCAUCUUUGUGCUUCAGGCUGAAAGUAGCUUCAGUGAAGAGGAGGAAGAAAAACUUCAAAUAGCUUUUUCGCUGGAAAAGCAAGAUCUUCAUCUAGUUCUUGAAACUAUAUCAUUCAUUUUGGAACAGGCAGUCUAUCAUAAUUUGAAGCCUGCUUCAUUGCAACAGCAGCUGCAAAACAUUCACCUGGAUCAAGACAAAGCUGAAGCAUUUGCCAGUGCAUGGGCGGCUGCAGGUCAGGAUACGAUUGAAAAGUUCAGGCGGAGGGUUUUGACGCCUCAGAAGCUUGAAACAAUUGGAUGGCAGCUUAAUCUUCAAAUGGCAGAGUCCAUGCAAGCGAAGCUGAAGUCUCCUCGAGCUGUGCUAGAGCUGGGAGUGAGCAAUGAAGAAUCAAAG
This is a messenger RNA of Cariama cristata (Red-legged seriema), 408 nucleotides long. It is a transcript of the gene COMMD10, whose product is annotated as COMM domain containing 10. The transcript has 3 exons. Lineage: Eukaryota; Metazoa; Chordata; Aves; Cariamiformes; Cariamidae. The annotation marks the transcript as partial. The record is from RefSeq and is a predicted model, not a curated record.